Messenger RNA from Haemonchus placei, 234 nucleotides. Lineage: Eukaryota; Metazoa; Nematoda; Chromadorea; Rhabditida; Trichostrongylidae. The record is from the annotation of a GenBank genome assembly.
AUGGUUUUACUAUUGACUUUGGUAUUCUUCAGUCAAUGUUCUCCCCUAUUCUGUAAGUUACUCAUGACUUCAUUUUUGCUCUUCCCGCUUCUCGGCGCCUACAUGCUCGUCCCAUUCAACGUCUCGUUUUCAGCUACUCGACCCAGACGUGAUCUGAAAGCCCUCGAACGUAUCAUGAGGGAAAUGAUCGAAAGUGGCGGUAUCGUGAAUCCGGCUUUCCGUCCCGGACGAUGA